Molecule: messenger RNA, 408 nt
Organism: Fusarium verticillioides 7600
Lineage: Eukaryota; Fungi; Ascomycota; Sordariomycetes; Hypocreales; Nectriaceae
Exons: 2
Coding region: 1-408 (135 amino acids)
Source: RefSeq, a predicted model, not a curated record
AUGACUACCAGGUAUCCGCCUGGUCAAAGGGUGGAGGGGUCAGGGGAGAAAAGGGGGUGCAAAUGCACGUCUUUCGAGAGAAAUGGAACACCCAGCUGUGGUGGCAUCAGCAGGUCGACAAGAAGAGAUAUUCAGCUAUCACCCAGGUCAAGAAGCCAAGGGUGGGAGAAAGGCAGGGAAGAUUGUAAGGGCCCCUCAUCGUCAAUGUCGCACAGUACGGGGUUGAGAGAGCAUGACGCUAGCCACUCAAGGUCAAGGCAGUCUCAACUCGAGCUGUACGGGACAGAUGGAUGCCAAUCCCAUGAUCCACAGAGCUGGCUGACAGGGCUCAUUUCAAGGGUGUUGAGGAGAAGAGAUGGCGGUUGGCCCACGCUUAGCUCCGACGCCCCCACACGCGGAUGGAUCUGA